AUGAGGCUCACGUUGGGCGUCACCUUGGCUCUCGCUGCCCGCCAUGUCCUCGCCGUCACUCAGAUUGCGGACGAUGAGAUGAACACCCUCCUUGAUGCCGGUGGUGUCGACCUGGCAGAUCGUUAUGCGCCCAUGUGGUUCUUCGGCCAAUCCCAGAACCAGCCUCCCUGUUAUCCGACAUGGGCAUUUGGCGGCUCGCCUGACACUGCUGAUGUAUAUGAUGAUUCUCAUAAGACGCCUGCAGCAGCGCAGUGCAAGUAUCCAGAUGUCGGCUGUAACUGUCGCAAUCCUGGUAUUGGCAUUGGGAAUCCUGGGCCUCAGUUCCCUAUAUACUACACUUAUCAGAAAUGCAACGACGCCGAAGUGCGCGUGGUGUAUAAUCUUUUCUAUGAAAAAGAUGGGGCGAAGUUUGGGGCCAUCGAUACUGGACAUGACUAUGAUUGGGAGCGUGUGGUGAUCAUUCAUUCUCGAAAUGAUGACAAUAUCUGGGCACCGUCGCGGGCUCUGCUCUCUGCGCAUAGUGGUUAUACCAGUCUGGCCUGGGGAGAUAUCCAAAAUACUCUUACGACCGAGGAGGUGAACGCAGGAAAGGCCAAGGAUCCCAAUGGUGUCAAGAACAAUGAUCACCCAAAGGUAUACGUUUCAUGGUCGAAGCAUGCCCACUUUGAUACUCGCAAUACCGGCUGGAAUGACCCUGCCAGCCAAUCGUUGGAGAAUGCUUUCCGCAGCCAGGACUGGUGGCACUUUGUUGACCCACAGAACUAUAUCCGAGCUGAUGAUAGUACCGAUGCUGGGAAGGCCCUUGGAGCUGCUGACUGGGGACAUGCAAGUAGUAACCCGCCUUCUGUGCAUGCUGGUGUUUGCGAGGCUUCUUAG
Penicillium salamii is the source of this 876-nucleotide messenger RNA. NCBI's taxonomy places the organism in Eukaryota, Fungi, Ascomycota, Eurotiomycetes, Eurotiales, Aspergillaceae. The record is from the annotation of a GenBank genome assembly.